Xyrichtys novacula (pearly razorfish) is the source of this 38522-nucleotide messenger RNA. Lineage: Eukaryota; Metazoa; Chordata; Actinopteri; Labriformes; Labridae. The record is from the annotation of a GenBank genome assembly.
CACACACACAGCCCUUCUAUGUUUGUCAGACUCAAAUCCGAGGGAGAGGAGCUAGCCGCCAUUUUCUAAGCGUCUCUCCCUAAAACGAGAGAAAAACGCUCGCGACAAACUGCCAUCUGGAUUACCUUUCUCUCACUGAGAAUCGGAUUUUUUGGUGUAGGAUUGCGGUGAAAUCGCCUACAGUUGAAGUAAAUCGGGGUAGAAAGGAGUGUUUCACGGCCUUGUCUUAUAUUCGAGCUAGCUGGCGAGGCGAGGAGGUGUAGAUCGUUGAUUCGCCCGUUGCCUGAAUCCGGAACGAACCCGAGCGGCUCUGCGAACCGGGCCUUUUUCGCCAUCCGGCUGUAUUUUUGGACUAAUUAAUGGCAGAGUGACUGAAUCAAGCCGUGUUUUUGUGUUAGCACCCUUUGGUUUUUUUCCAUUAGAACUGCAGGGGAUUGUUGCCGAAAUUCCCUCGGAUAGUGCAACCUCGUCACGUGGUAGGUUCCUCCUUUUUCUUUGUUAGCGAGCUAGCUAGACUGGCAGGGUAUACUCCCAACUUAUCAGCUUUUCACAUAUGUCUAUAAACGCUACGUACAUUUUAAUCACACACCUGCUUGCCUGCCGAAGUAGGCCACAGGACGGUCCAGUAUAGAUUUACAACAACACACUGCCUGUAUUUAUUUUCACAGUCUAAUUGCAAUGCACACCAUGUCUCCAGUCUGCAUAAGCGGUGUUUAAAAUAAGUUGUGAUCCAUAGAGUACAGGUGUCCUGUCAUUGUUGAUGGAUAUAAAUGUGUGAUAUACCUCUGGCGUCCGUGCAUGUUUUUUUAUACCCUUUAAUACACAUCACUCGGGGCGUUAUUGACUAUAAACUAUCACUCGGAUGCGCGUAGGUUGCGUAGUAAGUGACUAAAAUGUUUACUUCCCCGGUGAGGUUUGCGUGAACCCAGUUAAUCCUCAAUCACACACGUCAAAAAGCUGAGAUGUGCCUUUUUUCUGUUUAACCGAAAGCAACAUAAUGCUCCAUAACGUGAUAAGGGCAGACAGCGUUGCACUGCAGUUGGCUAUAUCUUUGGAGCAGGUUGUGUUUCUUGCAUCAGCAGCUUUUCAGAGCUAACGCUAGCCACUCGAGAAGCGCAUUAAUCUGCACGCAGUGUACCGAGUGACAGUUAAGCGAGAUAAUAUUCAUAUUCAUCAUUUGGACCGCGGAUAAUCGCCGAAUUUCACCGGGAAUCACUCUGGUCCAACCCCCGCUUCUGUUAAAUGGUUAACCCGGGCAGCUGUGGGAGAAAUCCUGGUUAUGAAACAACCUUAUAACACUUGAACGCACCGCGGACAGACGCCCUAACCUUCCUUUAAAACGCUCUGAUGUUUUUGUAAACACCAGGAAGACGUUUCGGUGAUUACGUUAUGCUUGGCUAACGUUGGAUGUGGACAUAUUUGUCGCAUCUCCAGCCAGACAGAAACGAGAUAAGCUGGUGCUAUAGUGCAUAAUGGAUUAAUGUUAUGUGCAUACUGGCUGUCUUUAUUUGUUUCCUCCCCUAUAGCGUGAACUAGUUCGGUGUGUUUGGAGCGGAAUGGGCGGUUUAAGAUAGAUGAAUUGCAUUGCAUAAUCUGCUUCGGAAAUACCAACAUGGCGUAGUGCGCGCUGACUAGAAACUGCGGUGAAAUACUGAGCCCCCAUUCAUCUGACCCUGCAGACGAUACGCGGGGAUGCAGCUCGCUUUUAUCUCUUGUUUAAUGUGAAGGGAGGCUUUUAAAAAAGGUUUAAAUGAAUAUACAGGCAGUCUUUGUGAAAGGCUUGUGAAUCAACGGGGCAAUACUGCCUCUUAAUAUCGUGUUUAUCCGUCUCGUUGCAUAUUUAAUUAAGAAAAAAAUCGUGUUUUCAGGAUUGAUAUUCGAAGAAAUUGUUAGAGUUCAGUAGGUUUGUCUGAAAUUGACACAGGGACCUAGUCAGGAUGACAUCAUGUGCUUUGGACUAAUGCUGAGGCCUAAAUCCACCUACUUACCCAGGCUGUGUGGAGCUCUGCUGCACACUGACUUACCAGGGCACAUGUAGGGCAGUGGGGUUUGGAUCAUUUGCAUUGGUUUUUCCUGCUUCUUCGCUCGUCAGAAUAUAAUGGCAAAGCUCAUUCUGUAAAGAGUAGCCUUGUGAGGAAAUGACAAUGAAGGCUUGUUCACACAUGCAUGGGUGUAGUGGGAAUUAUUUAUUGGCCUGGGAUGUAGCUCAGAUGUCUGCUGUUAUUCCAUCUUUAUAGUCAGCAUCCCACGCACCAAGGUCAGUGCAGAUCAUUAAAUUUUUCAGAUGUAUUUCAGCCUCUGGACUGGGCCUUUGUGUACAAACAUACUCCUGUGAUUAUACCUAAAUUAAAUUACAUUUUUUGCUCUUUUGUACGAGCUGCUGAACGCUUUUGACAGUAAAUUUGAUCUCCCCUUAUGUUCUUUACCUGUAAUGUUUCCCCCUGCCUCUUUGUAGGAUCAUUUUUAGCAGCGCUGGCAACCAGUAGGUCAACCAAAUGUCAAUGAGUCACCGGUGCAUUUGAUCAGGCCUUAGACUAGAUAAGGUGGUAAUCAUUACUCCAGUUCCCAUCAGUCAGUAUGUCAUACUUGACUUAAAGCAAAGGUUUAUGCCACAUUUCAGGGUUUACAUUUGUACUAAAUAUUUCAGAUGCUCUUUCUUUUUGGGUGGUGGUUUGUAAUUUUCCACUCCCUCUACUGGCUCACAGAACCUGUAGUGCAACUAUUCCAGUAGUAUGUUUUAUUGGACAUUAGUUCAGCCUAUGCAUUUGUUGCUUAUGCUUCCACUUGGUGUGUCAUCAUUUGAUGUGGAGAAAUAUGUGAAUAAUAUGUAUUUGUUUAUCAAAUUGAAUGAUAGUUUUUGAGUCAUUUUUUGUCUUCAAACACAUAUUAGCUUUAACCUUAUGUCCUUCCAUUGAAGUGAACCAUCUCUAUGACUAUAAAUAUAGCAAUACAAGUUCUAGACCUUUUGAGGUCUGCUGUUUCAGGAUUAAAUCAAUAUUUUUUUCAUGUUUUUUUCAGUAUUCUUGCUUUUGUUUAUAGAAUGGGGUUAUAGGUAUAUCUCUGUACAUGAUUUUUAUUCAUAUUGCAAAAUAAAGACACUACAUUACCUCAUCAAAUACCCUCCCACACAAUUUAGAAUUAGGAUUAAAUGUAAAAUAUUUGUUGUAAAUUUAAAAUUGUGCUUCUGAGGUUUAUGAAAAUACUCCAUUUGACUUUGUCUUGUCCCCCCGCCCUCUUUGUUCUGUCCAGGCUGUCCUCAGGUGGGGCAGUAAGCGGGUGGAGUGGAGCAGGCCGCGGUGCCCGUCCCUCUGCACUGCAUGGCUGCGAUGGCGCCCGCUCUCACCGACGCCCCAGCCGAAGCUCACCACAUCCGCUUCAAACUGGCUGCCCCAUCCUCAAGUCUCUCACCGGCCAGUGCAGAGAACAACGGUAACGCCAGCAACAUCCUUAUCCACAGCAGCGGCCCCGCCAAGUGUAAGGCCGCCCCCGAAGAGUGCCCCCUUGACUUUUGUGGCGGCGACCAAGAACAGCAGCAGCAGCCCCAAACAGACUCUGUGGCUCAGGCUUCGGCCCUGGGCAAGCUCCAGCCGCUGGUGGCUUCUUACCUAUGCUCUGAUGUGACACCUGUCCCCUCAACUAAGGAGUCAAUCAAACUGCAAGGAGUCCUCAUCAAACAGUCUGUGCUAAAGAGCCACAGAAUACUGGACAACUCGCUGUUCAACGGAGGAGGAGACUUCCUGUUAAGGAAGAGGCAGGCGAUAGAGCUCUCUGGCAGCCAGCUCAAAAGCCUCAUGAGUGGCAGCACCAACGGAGGUGGCCAGCCUAUGGCACCUGUCAAUGGCCUGGCCAAGAAGCUGGCCACUAUGUCCAGCCCUGGCUGUGUGGUGGCAGUGAAUGGCGACAAGCCGCCUGCCACCACAGACUCUCAGACCCAGAACCUGCCCCUAAACUCGGAGACCUUGACAGCUACCUUAUCAGGGCAUAUCCCGGUGAAAGGAACCCUUAAACAGAAGCAUUCCUCUGGGGUUUCUCAAAAUACUGAUGGAAAAAAUCUUGAACCCACGGUGCUUCAGUCUGUUGCACUUUCCCCCUUUACCCAUGGCAACCCUAACCCCACUGAACAAGUUAAUCUGCAGGAGGCUGAUUCACAAACGCAUACCAGUCAGACACAGGGUGCUGACAGGGAGACAGCAGGUAGCAGUCAGCAGGGAUCUCCAUCCUGCACACCUGCACCCGAGCCUCCCUUGCCCUGUAGUUCCUCCUCGGACAGCCUUGAUGCUGAAGUAAGGGAGCGCACCCUUCUCAACAGCAGCCGCCAAGCUGAGAUUGAGAACCGACUAAGGCGCCUGCGCAAGCGCCUUCAGGUUGUACAGGCGAAGCAGGUGGAGCGGCACAUACAGCAGCAGCUCAGCGGCUUCUUGGACUCGGCUCUCAACCGGCUACUAGCAGGUAAUCGCAAAUCGGAGACGGCGACCCCCACGGCGACAUGGAGGACUGGGCGCCACUCUUCGUCAAACAACAGAGACAGCCUCAGCCGCUUCCUGAAAAACGGCGCCAUGCCCUUGGAACUGGAGAGGCUUUAUCUGAGUGGGUCAGCAAACCUUCAUUCAGUAGAAAGCGCCUUUGACUCAGAUGUAACAGAAAGUAGCUCUGGAGGGGACUCUGACCUGGAGGAGGAGGAGCUGGCCCGAGUGGACAUUGAGCAGCGACAUGUCAAAAUGUAAGUAAAGAUGACCUCACUGAGACAUGAGGCCUGUAUGUAUGUUUCAGCUUGUAUGUAUACGGUCCUGUGGGGGUGGAAAUUUCACUUCUAAGGCUCAAGUUGAAUGUUGAAAGCAGCAUUUGUGUGGAAAAACUGUUUCACAGUGACCAGGAUUCUUGACACUUGUCCAGGUAACUCACAUUACUCUCAGUCCCUGUAUUUCCAAGCCCUGCAGUGUGCAGCUCAGGCCUAGCAGGUGCUAAUGACAAUUAUAACUGCCUGUUCUGCUCCAGUAGUGGUUGGGUCAAACUCCAGGGAGGGGUAGAUACCAGAGAGCAUGUGUAGUGGUGUGGGUGGUAUCAUCCUGUAGAGAAAAUACAGUUUCGAAUGGACUCCAAAGUAAAAAAGCUCUCUCGUCACACGGUGCUUCCUCCUGAGAGGCUGAAACUGAACGUUCUGUUUAUCUGCAGAGCGAACAAGUGAGCGCCCACAGAGCCAGUGAGUGUUUUGAUUUAAACCGAAACCAAGAGGAAACAGAGAGUUUAGGGUGGCGGUGGUUUUUGUAGGAGGUGUGGGUUUUUAUGUUUUGUACAUGCUGCCCGUUGUGAUGUCAGGCUUACCUCAGCAGGUGCUCGCAAAUCUAUUCCAUGGGAAGUUGGCAACAGAGUGCUUAUUUCUCUGACAUUAGUGCGUUAAAGGGAGGGAACAAGUGCAGCAGGUGGGUCUGCGGCGUUAAUGGACCUCCUGAUCUGUGCAAGGUUGGGUAGAUUAUUAACUGUGUGGCUGAGAAACACAGAUUUUUAUUAUCCUUAGCUGUGUUGACUUUAGACCUUUGACCUAAAUAUCUUCAUAACUAAACAGGAAGCAGGAAGUGUCUGUGUGUCUUUGUGUGCUGCAUUCAUGAGACCAAAGUAGAAAAAUUGCUUGAAAUGUAUUCAAACGGCGUCUCAAGCCUUUUAAGGUCAAAUGUGAUAUUAUAGCAGUUAAUGUGCAAAUUUACAGCGAGCAAUUUCCAAGGAGAAUGACCAAUGAGGCGCCUCAGAGGGCCUGAGGUAGAAGGAGGAUUGUGAUUUUGCAUUUUUUGUUGUCUCAAAGUGUGAUACCAUGGUCUUCACUGAAAAAGUCUCAAACAGCUGUCGUGUCAUUCUUUAACAAAAUAAGCUGCGAUAGACAGAAAGGCUGCAGGAUUAUGACCAAAAUGAUAAUCCCCAUUACUUUAAUCAGCGUUGAGAUCUUGAUUAAAAAUCACAAUCAUUUAUCACAGUUAGAGACACAGCUUCCUCUGUUUUAUAUAAACUCUCAGUCACAUGGAGCGUAAGAUUGCGUCAAAGCUUUAUUUUUAUUACUUAUAUAUUAUUCAUGUUAAUACAGUCGAACAUGGAUUUUUAUUUUUAGUCGAAGUGAAUUAUCUGAACUUAGAUUCAUAUGAUCACAACCCAGUUACAGAUCUAACCUACUACACUGUAUUAAUUUUUCAAAAUGAUACAGACUCAAAGGUCACUCAGUGUUUAAUGUGUAAAUCCACGUCAACCAUCUUCUGCGCUCGUCAAUGUUUGUUAACGCAGCACUGCUCCUUUUGCCCCUCUGCUUGACAAACACACACCUGACCCUCUUUCUCUCCAUCUGCUUUGCUGCAGGUGUUUUUUUUUUCUUGCUCACAUUAAGUAAAUUUUUAAUUGUGUGAAGGCCAAAAUUUUAAGUGCAAACUUAACUUGAUUAACCCUGCAUCCCUGAUAAAAAGUGAAGCUAAAAUCUUGCAGAGAGGGAAUCAGCUGAUCUAUAAAGAUCAUCUUAUUAAAGGGAACAAAUGUGUGCCUUACAACAGGGCAGAGUGCUGUGUACACAAAGGUGCAGAGAUAGUAUUUUACAACAUUUGAAUGUCCUUUGAUAAAGAUAUUUUAGAUGUUAUGCUUGGUCGAGACAUUAAAAGCCUCUGAUGUGAAAACCAAAUACUUUGCCUUCAUUUGCAUAUAAGCUCUGUAUUGUUUCUGUAUAGGAGCUGGGAAGGUUCUUGUUUGUGUUUGAUCACUGCUGCUAUCCAGAUCAGACCAAAACAGCGUUUGUAUUUCGUUGAUUUAAUGCAGUAGUGUGUUCUCAGUACAUAGUCAGAUGAACAGUUAAGUCUUAAAAUCUAAAGAGCAAUUCUUCAUAUCCUGAUAAUACUUUUUAGUUCAUGCUGUUAUGAAACUGAAAGCGGUGCUUAUCUGGGGGGAUUUGAAAUUGGACACUGUGAAGUUGUCGGUGCUUUCCACAGUUGGCAGAUCCUUCAAUAUUACUACUGAGUAACUAUAUUGCAAUUAGGCUCAUGUGAGUGUGUGUUACUGGACGAAGAACUCCAGAGGACCAUCUACAUCUUGAUAGGAAUGAAAACUGGCCACAUUUUUGCUAAAAUACCGUUGUAGAUGAGUGAAAUUAUGAAGAUCACAUGUGAUAUUUUGGUACAUGCCUGCAUUUUUAUCCUUUCAUAAAGAGCUUUAAUUACUUAUUUGUUUUGUGGACAUAUACAAGGGAUAAACAGCUCAUAAAUACUAACACCAUACACAGGAAAAUGAAGCUGCAGGCAGCAUUGAUUAUAGACAAUCGGUGUUUAUGAGCAGGGGGUUGAUUCACAGUUGAUCAUAUGAUUAACCUUUUGUGGUGGCGAAGCUCCAAACAGAUCACCAUCAUGCGGUUUUUCUCCACCCAAAGUGAUUUUGUUUCCUAAGCUCCUUGAUUCAGACUCUGGACGUCUGAUGGAUUCUUCUAGUCUCCAAACAGUUUGUUUACCUCCAUGUUGUUCCAGAUGCUUCUGAAAGACAUUAUUCCUAUUUAAAAGUAGGGAUAAGACAGAUGCAUCACUCACUGGUAUAAUGACUCCUACCCAGCUCAUUACAGUCUUGAAUAUCCUUCAAGUUCCAGGGAAAAUUACCAGCAGCAAACUCGCCUUUUCCCCCUCUGAGCUGCAGUUAAUCUUCUGUUAUAGCAAACAUGACACAUCUUGUUCCUGCUUUACCUUGAAAACACUUCAGCAGCCAACCAUUGUCAGGCUUUUAUUGUCACGCUGCUGUAGCUUCUUGCAACCUUAGUCACUGUCGUUAACAACUGUUAACACUUCUGCGGUGCUCUUAUUUAAAUGACAUAUUCGUUGUGUGUCUUGUCCCCUAUAUGCCAGCACGUCGCCAAGAAACAACCAAAUGUUUCAGUUUGUCUUUACCGAGAACCAAAAGCUGUCUAACUCAUUCUGGUGCUGAGGGUUACUAUUUAUUCUGUCAGUAAAAGCUUCCUCAAACUUUCUUCCUUAAUCAGCUAUGUAGAUUUUCACAGCCCAGAUUGCAGAAACAAGAAGUAGCACUGCAUGCUUUGCAAACCCUUUGUGAUUGUCCUGACUUCCUGCUGUUUACAUGAGGUUUUAUUUUCCACAAUUCUGUGGCCACACAUGAUGAAAGUAAGUUCUUAUUUUGUAAACACUGAUUAGUGUAUGCCGCAAAUCUGGAUGUUGUCUUUAUAAUGAGACACACAGACAUGCAGAACCAAAAAUCUGAAUUUUAGAUUAAAGCUUUCCCAGGUGGAAUUAUUAUAAAUAAAACAAAAUGUUUGAUAUUAUGGAGAGAAAGAACUUCCCAAAUAAAAACGUCAUUGUGUUUGAUAACACUGAAGUAAGUGUGUUGUAUUACAUGAAACUUCCAGGAAUAAGACAAUAAAAAGGUUUUAUCUUGAAGUUAAUGUAUCCUGGUGUAUUCCCAGAGUAUGGAUCAUAUUGAACAUUAUUUCAUGAGUCAUAGUGUGUAAGCUCUUGAGCGUGCUAAUACUGCCAUACUCAUUUGUUUUGUAUUCAGUGGUUUCCUGGUAUUUAUUUAAAAACUAACUGCUUCAAAGCAUUAAAAUCCAAAACAACAGGAUAUCAUCAGCACUGCUCGCAAAACAGAGGUUUAAUCACUUCUGUAGCUUAUUAAUUUAUGAGCUUUUCAUGAAUUUCAUCAAGAGCCAGAGGAUUGUUACUCCUGAGUUCUUUAUUUUAGAUGAUUAGAUUAUAGAUGGCAGAAUUAAGUCAUAUUUCCCCAGUCAAAUACCCUGUUAGCCUUAGUAGGUAGACCCAAUUUAGAGUUAAACAAGUAUUCUUGAUGAUGACGUUUAAGUCAGUGUCUAUCACAGCAUUAUACAUAUAUAGUUAAUGACAUAAAGCCUGUGUAUUUAUUCACUUCAGCUAUUCUAGAGAUGCACAAACUGGAUUUAUGUCUGUGUUUUCAGACUCAUUUUGGCUGAAACAAAAAUGCACACACCCUUUUUUUCAUCAUAAAAAACACCAAAUUUCUCCUGGACUUGAAUUCACCUGUCACUUGUAGUGGUACAGUCUGUUAUGUAAACAUAAAUAAAUAAUUACGGCAUAAAUAAUAUGCUGUAAAAUCUGAAAUAUAAGCUGGACCGGUGUAUAAGACACAGUCAGGUUUUGGGGGUGUCCCAGAGGGGAAAUGGCUCAAGCUUCUCGCUGCAGAAGAUUCUAUUGUUUUUAACAAACGUCUACAAUGUGCAGUUUCUGUAAGAAUGAAGCUGUUAUUUGCUAUCUUAUCAGCUACCAGUGCAGGAGUUAAAUUCAGAGACCAUGCAAGUACAUUCCCUUAAAUUUGCAUGAACAUUAGCCGCUGCCCGUGACCAAUUGCUUAUCGAUCCAAUUCUUUAUCAACACAGUACACAUGAAUAGUUCAUCCCCAUCAACGACGCUGAUUUACUCCCUCUUUUAUUACUUUUAAUUUCUCAGCUGAAACAAUAGAGCCUGGUUUCUGAGUUAAAGGUCUUUAAAGGUCAGCUGAUUGUGGAUCAUAAUAAUGAUAGAAACCUACAGCUAACAACAGAAAUCCCACUAAAUCAUUAAAUCGAAAACAUAAAUCGUCACAGAUUACUUUUGAAUUAGAGGGACUGGAUCCAGACAGUCUCAGGAAUCACACCGAUCUUCUCUGUGGGAUAGAAAAGCUCCUGAAUGUUAAAGAGACAUGCAGAUUGAAGCUGUCAUGCUGCUGGCCUUAUAAAGCAAGUGUAUCUUACAGUGAGUCAGUAUGUUGUAAGGUUGUAUUUUUAAAGCUGAACGAUAUUGGGUUGCAUUAUGAUAACACUUAUGACCGCGCCUGUCUUCCGUCUGCCAUGACUACUCCUGCGGUUGUCGUUAGCAUCGGCUGCCUCUGGCGAUCCAUUAUGUCAUUAUUUUCCAAGGCACUGACAACAAUUGAACCAAGUGGAAAGCGCUAUUAAAGGAACUGUUAUGCAUAAAGCAAAUGAUGUCGAUGGCUCAAACUAGCUGGAACCGGUUCUGAUCAGGAACCAGUUUUCAAUUCCCACCCUUACUCUACUUAUGGAUUACGGCUCUGAUUCUUCUGGGAGAAUCCUUUUUUGGGGGGAAAGGUGUUAUAACGUAGCUUUGCUAGACUUGUCGUCCCCAAAAUGUGUCCUACAUCUUUUGUCGUUUGUCUUAGAGCGCCAUCUGUACUCUACUGUAUAGAAAUUAAGACUAUAACAGGGCUCUGCUCUGGUAGUAAAAGUGUGUCUUCUAACAUUUCGAACGUCUUCACUAUAACCCACAUGUUCAGGCUUGUUGUUGGUAAGCUGUCUUGUGUGUGUAUAAUUAAUACAUUACCUUAAACUGCUGUUGUACGUUUCUGCAGGAAUGUUCAAAUCCACCAUACUGAUUAUUUACUUUGUAGGUUAUAACUGUUGAUAUUGAUUAUAUAAUACAGCCCUAGAAAUUUCAUUCUUGGUCAUCUCUAUUGAGAGGAAAGGUCCUUUCACACUGGGACCGUUUUUUUUUUUUGUGCGAUUAUUUGCGAUGUCUGAUUGUUUACGUGUCGGAAAACAGAGUGCGUUUUCAUAAAGGACACAAAUAUUACAAAGAUAACAACCUGAAGGACAUUCACCUUUGCGUUUGUUUUGUCAUAAAUUUAUCAAAUGUUCUGUUACUGUUUUUACCUGGGACGCUGUCGGAUGGUAAGGGAAGGUCCCGCCCUCCUUCACCUCUGAUUGGCUUUAAGUGCUGACCAUUUGGCUUGAGCGUGUGAUGACGUUUCCAUCUUUUCUAGCCAAUCAGAGGUGAAGGAGGCGGGACUUUCCCCGGGAUGCAUCUUUUUUCCCCCUGGAAAGCCGCAAAAUCGCAUCAGGCUCGAUGCGUCAAAAUUCGCCUCCGAAUAUUAUAUAAUUUCGCGUUCUAUAUUUGCGUCGGCCUGGUGUGUGAGGACCUUAAAUCUGCCUGGCCAUAUAUACUGUCAGUGUUUGAAGCUCAGUGCAGUUUCUGUUGACUCAAAGUCUUCAGUCCAUUUAGGUUUUUUAGCUGUUCUUUUGUUCUAAAAAUCAAUAUGUCAAAGACACAAAGCAAUCUGAAUGCUUUGACUUCAUUGCACAGUAACUAGGAGGGGGAGAAUCAGUCAUUAAUCAUUAACUAUAAUCUGUAGAUGCUGGCUGACCUAAUAUAAGAGCCUUCUGAAGUGAAUAUCUACAUGUUGCUUUCCCAGCAGGAGUUUGUGUUCAGCGCCCUCAUGCUGUUUUUUUUCCCUCACAAAAACACCUCGACCUGAGCCCACUUGACAACAGGUCCGGCUCUGUUCUAUAAAAGCAGAACUGUUUUAUUGACCUGUUUUACCUGCCGCACAAUGCUGCAAAACGUAGUGCUUUGAGAGACACAAAACAGGUUCAUAAAGCGGCGUUGAUUUGUUCAGAUGCUCUUGAAUAAGCCCUCCCCCGUGUGAGAGGUUCUGUAUGGCUGUCACAAAAGCACCUGUCACUUCUGGCGUUUGUAAAUGUUUGCCAAGCGGUGGCACAUGUAAGCCGAAUAGUUUUCUGCACGCUGAGUGAAAGCUGCCAUGGAAAUAUAAAACUGUUCAUCUGUAGUGUCUUUAGAAACAGCUGGGCGAUGCACACUGAACAAUCAUCCCUCCCACAACGAGAAAGAAACUGGUUCUGAGCUCCAAACCUGAUUGUGAAUGAGUCGGUCUGCAGGGAUUGGGUGUGUGUAUGUAUAUACCCAUAAUGCCACAUUUUCACAACUGACACUUUGCCGUAGUUACCAAUUAAUGGCUUACAGUUGUACAGCAGUAAACAGAGCAGACAAUGUAACGUCUUCUCCCAGCAGCAGCACCUCAAUUAUUCAACCUCAGCUGAGUGGAAAAUAACCUAUUUGAGCAGUUUGUUUGAAUGCGGCGCACUGCUUACAACUAAUCCUGUCAACCCUGUCCAUACUGUAGACGUGGUUUCCCGUAUCUCAGAGGAUUGGGGGGUAGCCAACAUCUGUUGUCGUGCUUAUGCUGCAGGGCCUCUGUGCUCGAGCCAGUGUGUCUGUCUGUAAAUGUGACGUCCAUAAUGGCCUCUAUAUAUGAGGGUGUGGGUGCUUCUAGCUUCAGAGGACGAGGCCUGCCCUCAAACCAGCUGCAAAGUGGCCGACACAACACAUACAUUAGAAGAUGACGUUAAAGCGGAGCGGGUUAUGGAGGCAUGUUACAAAGAGCAGGGGUUGUUCUGCGUUAAGGAGCGAGUGGGCACAGUCUCUUGUUUCUGAGGCAACAAUAAUGCUCAUCAGGAAAUCUCAGAGCUUACAUAAUGGCUCAUAGACAGAACAAUGAAAAUGUCUGAAAUUUGUUACCGGACUGAGGCUCACGGGCUUUGUGUCUCUCAGAUGGUUGGAUGAUCCGGAGUACAUGUUAGUACGCAGUAAGACAGCUAACAUGCCUGUCUGCCUGCUCUGCUGCGGCUUGUGAACUGGGGUAACCAGGCUGGCGGAGGCUACAGCGUGCCUUUCAUGCUUAUGGCUCAGCAUUACUCUGCAGUCUGAGCAGCUCGGCUCUGUUUUUUUCCCCCUCUCUGUCCAUUCCUCUGUGUGUGUCUGUGUGUGUUUGUAUACGUAUGUGAGUUCCUGUAUAGGUUUCUGUCCCGUUUGACACAUCUGGAUGUGUUUAGCCAGGCCCAAGUUCCUCAACACGAAACCCACAGGCGUUACAUAACCCCCCCUCUUUAUGUAAUGACUGCUGCAGAUCUCCGGCUGAAUAUGCCCUCUCUAGUUUUUCCUGCCCCACACCCUGUCGGCCGGCCUCGCUCACAAUCCCCGGCUCCUGAGCACUCUCUUCCUGUUAAAGAGGAGUUUAAGCAGCUGUCUUGAGAAACACCAGCCAGCCAUCCUGGCAACACCAGAAUAAAGUGAAAAAAAACGAGGCAGCUUUCAGCCUCCAUAAAUGUUUCAGUGUUUGGGUAAUUUUCAGCUCUUUAACUGUGCUUUGAAAAUCCUUGACUCCGGAGAACAAAGAAAUUAAAAUGACAGCUGCUGCUUUGAUUUCCCUUGUUCUUGUUACUACGUGUGAAUGAUGAGUGAAUGUUUUUCAAAGCAUAAUGGCAAAAUGAUUCCAUUUCAUUUCAUAUGGGAGGAAAAAUGUCUGCGGGCUUUUGUUUUGCCUCCAUACCUCCAUUACCUGGAUUUAUAACCACGUCGCUUUGGCAGAUUUUUGUAAAAUGAGCUUUUGUUUCAAAAUGUGGUCAUGGCUGAAAAUGAGAGAUUCAUAAGCUUUUAUCUAAUUCACAUAAGUGAGAUAACUACACUGGAGCUAGCCUAUUCUGCGCUCAAGUGAAGAAUCAAAAACCGUAGAGAUGAAAUUCUACAGAAAGUGGGGAAAAAAAAGGAAAUCACAUCAUGGUCUAAUGAAAUAUCUAAAUCACAGAGGCUGCUCUUCUUUGUUCGCUGUGAAGAUGCCCCGACCUACAUAUUUUGUUCUCAAGAAACAAAAGAAAGAUGAGUAGACUCUCGUGUUGGUAAAGUAUUGAUAUCAGCCCAUUAAGACUUGAUGUUGAACAUCAGAAACAAAGACGAUCAAAUCUGCAGAUAAAACUGACUGUGGUGAGAAGAACUCCACAAUGCAAACCUAGAUUUACAUGCCAUCCAAGUCGAAGCCGUUUCCUCAUUAUCCCAGAGUUUUACACAUUUGAGAAGCAUUUUACUUCAUACUUACACAGACUGUCAUAAUAAGAGAUUAUAAAAUUACUCCUAAACUAAACAGAUGACUGCUGAUCUGUACAAGGAAAAACAUCUCAUCUUUCAACAUCAGAAAUUGUCUUUGCUUCGCUGGUUAAUGUCAGGAUAAAGAACAAACCGAUCCUGAUCGAGAUCAAUAUCAAUAUCAUAGCACUUUAAAUUUGACAGUUUUCUGAUGCUCAACAUGAAACAGUGAUGUGAAAAUCUUAAAGUAAGGAUUUAGACUAAAGCCUGAUUUAUAUUCUGAACUAGGCCUGGGCGAUUUGGCAAAAAAAAUGAUCACAAUAUAUUUUGUCAUGUCAUCCGAUCUCGAUUAUUGUCACGAUUUUUUUUACUGCCUGUUUUAAAGCAUCUGUACUAAAAACUAAAGAAACUAGUUUAGUUAAUUCAACAUUUUUUUAACAUACAAAGUAACUAACAAAGAAAAUUCGCCAACAUACCUCGCACAUUGGCUUAGUUGCUCGACGUCACUUAGGAGCUCCAUGUUCGGUCAUUCUGUUUAUUUCUCCGACAACUUACAGAAGUGAGCAGAAAAAGCUUGACUCUGAUUGGCUGUUGUGACGCACAUUUCCGCUACGUUUGAUCAAGUAAAUAUGCUCACAGCUGAUCACCGUGAUCGAACGUAAUUGUAAAUAUCAUGUGUCUCCCCGGAGGUUACCUGUAGAGAGCUCAGGCUGUGCGCAAUCAUCAGUCACUAUCAUCAGACAUAAACAAGAGACAUGUUAGAAGUAACAGAGGUUACUGUUAUGCUAACUCUGGGUCUCAGUGCUUUGGUAAGUGACAGAUUCUUGAGCCGAAUCGGGCGACUGAUGAUCGUGGACAGAUUCCACCGCCAGCUCUGCCUCUGCUCAGUUUUUCCAGUGUUCCCACACCUCAGUCGCAGCGUUGUUUUUCUUGUUAAGGUUUCCACCAAUAAAACUGAACUUAAGUGGUAAAAUACCUCGACCUGCCUAUUUGUUACGUGGCGAUUAUGCGCUGUGCAGAUGUGAAAAACUGAAGACUUGGUCCUUUCAAACUCUCUGCUGUUGUCUUGACCCUCACGUCCCCCUUUGCCUCUACACCACCACUACAUUCAUGUGCUCUGAAGUAUGUGCUUCCAGCGCUUGGGGUGCAUGGCAGCUAUCAUGAGUGUCCACAACGUUGCUCUGCAAUACUCCACCCAGACGCUAGUUGGCAGUACAAUUUCUAUUCUGGUCAUAUUGCCGGUUCUCGCACAGGAAACAUGACGCUUAAAUCUGAGAGUGUCAUUGUUGGAGUUGGAGCUGAUAAAUAUUGAGCAGCAGCUGAUCACACUGAAAGGAAAAGAGAGGUGACAUUGGAGAGGACAAGGGAAUAUCGUGACGAGACUGGAAAUGCUGUAAAUGCAGGAAAUAGGAUGCGACCCAGCGGACCAGUCAUAGGUCUUGCAGUCUGAGGAGUUGAAUUUUUUAAGAGGUGCAUGUGAGGCUAUGUUUGUGGGCGUCAGCAAAGGUACAGGGCUACGCAAAGCUUAGAGUGUUUGUUCUAGUGUGGAGUUGACACAGAAACACGAGAAGAGAAAAUCCUGCCCUAUUUGUGUCGCCGGAAUAUUCCAGCUUGAAGUCGUUUCUUAGCUUUAGAUGUAGGGAUGUUUCCUUACAUACAGGUUUCACAUCACCUUCAAAAUCAGGCUGCUAAAAUGUGAUUUUCUUCCUACUUACAGUGAAUCAUAACCUGCAUUGUUGUUGUUAAAGCUUUCAUUAUGUUAGCAUGGCACCCUGCAGUUAACUGCUCGUCCAGCUGCUCAUUUUGCAAUAUUUGACAAUAUUUAGCAUUGCAACAAGAGCAUAUCCAGAUCAGUGUUGUCAGGAACCUGAUUUCAACCAACAGCAGCAACUGAAAUCUGUGACACAGCAGCACCACCUCACAAAAACAAGGAAAUGACUCCAACUUAGGGAGAGGGACAGAUGCGAGCUGCACCUCCAGCAACAAAAACUGUGUUUGGAAUAUUUUUGUGCAUUAAAGUGUCACAGCAGACAGCUGAGCUCGGGUCCUGAGAUGACGCAUUCAGAGAUGAGCAGCUUGCAUGCGAAGGAUGUAAGUUGAAUGGCUUCAUGUGUUGAGCAGUGUUUCGCUUUCAGUUUAUCUAGAUGAAGUCUUCCGGAUUUGUCCUUGGUCAUUUUUGUCCAUUGAUUUGCAUCAGGAUUUAAAAAGCUGUUACGGUAUAUUAUAAGUGUUUCACUCUUGUAAUCCGUUUCGGUGUGUAUAUUUGUCAUAACUUGAGGUUGAAAAUGGCAGUUUAACCACCAGAACAGGAAAGGCGUCAAAGCUGCAUCAGCAGCUGUUUCUGAGGAGGUUCACCUUCUGCUGUUCAAUAAAUGUGGAGGAAGUAAACUGCUGAUGAUGGUGCAGUCAGGCCCCUUAUGUGCACAAACGUUCUUAUUUUGGAGCCCUUGUCUCUCAGAACUGAUACCCCCUAUAUACAGGAAACUGGCGUGUAAACAGUGUACUGCCCAUACUGCUGUGAGAUGUAGUGAUAACACAUGACUGAGCUACUCAUUACAAAGAUCAACCAAAGAGAGUAAAUCUUUCUUUUAGGAGAAUUGUGUGUCUGUCUCCAAGAGAAGAAUAGCCCGUCACCAAACACAGUGUAACAUAAACACAGUUUUAAUACACACACAGACACACACACUCAGACACACACAAUGGAUGGGGGGAGUCGAGGAAGUCUGUGUGUGCAGAAAUAUGCACUGCACCACAAACAGGAAUCUGGGAAGUGUUCUUGGUAACAUCAUGUCUCCUCUUCUUUCUCUGUGGAAGGAUACGUCAGGUGUAGAUGCGUGAGCCGGCUCUCAGCCCAGAGAUCUGUUGGUUUUUGGAGCGAGCACUCAGCCACGUUUCUGAGCGGCCGUGUUGGUUUUGGAGGGCUGGUAUGGUACAGGGGUCUUCAUACAACGUAUGUGCUGCAUCCAGAGAAGCUCCACAAUGGAGAAUGUGCUGACUGCCAGAAAACCACGGCCGUAGUGAUUGGCGCCCGUGCUUUGUGAGCGUGGGAGAAGGGGGGGGGAGAAAAAUGUGUCCUGGUUAGAGGGGGGGAGGAUGAAGCUCCUAAUGUCAGGACGGGGGAGGUUCUCAGUGCUCACUACAGACCCCUCCUCCUCCUCAUCGUCCGCCGUCACUCUGACGAUUAAGGUCACUGGACUGAAGUGUGUUUAUAUUCCUCCAAAUGACAUUUUUAGCUCUUCCUGCGUCCCUGACACCAUGAUUUACCCAAAGAAAGACAAGUAUCUACUGGUGUCUCAAAUCAAAACCAGCCCCGGAUAGAAACCUCUGGGACUGGAGCUUUCUGACAUGAAGCAUCAACAAUGAGUCAGUUAGUUAACAAUGUUUAACAGAAAAACAAUUUCUUUAAAAAAAGGGACUUUCCAACACUCCGAGUCUGUGCUUUAGACAUUUUUCAACAUUUUUGACAUUUAUUGAUCAAACAAAUAAUCAGUUCAUUAGAAAAAUAAACACCAGACAGAGUAUUGAUUAAUGUGGGUGCCCCAAAUUUCAGAUUGUCCUCAUUAACUUGUAGUUGUUCAUUGAAGCCAGCUAAUUGCACCUUCAUGCUGUUGAUUUGUUCGUCAAAUGGAUUUAAUUUCAGGGUGCUGUUUGUAACAUAGUCAUAUCAGUACAGAGAUAUACUAACCCCUAAAAAUGAAGCCUUUAACAAUUAAACAUGGGCAAACUCAAACUUUAUAGAAGGAGCUGUAAACAUCAGCACUGACACAGGGAUGUGAUCGUUCACAAACGUGAGGGUGUGACCUUAGAUUCACACAUGUAUGUGAAAACAUGUUUUAAAUAAGGGGCUUUUAAACUGCUUAAUCAAAUCAGACUUUCAGAACAUCCAGAGGCUAAAAAUAGUCGUGAUGUUUGUGUCGAGCUGGAGCUCAACCUGCUGGUUUAAACUGACAGCAGUGAGCCAUGUUGUCUGUUUGUGUUUAUUUCCUGUGCUGAGUGGACUUGAAAGUAUGAAGCGGUGUUCGUCACCAGCUAGUGAUCGACUGCAGCAGAACAUACACACCUCUCUCUCUCUUUCUCUCUCCUUCUCUGUUGCUAUGGUUAUGGACGCUCUGUCUAAGGGUGUAUAAAUCAAGAUUAGUAAUUACAGUCCCACAUAACUACAUAAUAACUACAGAUGGGUUAAUUGUGUUUAGCCUACUGCUGCUUAUCCUAUAGACUCCUGUGCUGAAAUAGCCUCGAGUUUGAAUCUUUGUGUGUGUUUGUGGGGGUGGUAUGGGGGGGUCCUGCUUUUUGUCCAGUGCCAGACACAUCUCUGCUUACAGAAAAGGGUGAUGGUGUGUUGUAGGCAGCUGAACACUAUGUUCAUUAUUGAACUUAGUGUCACAUUGUCUUCCCUGAGCCGGAGUUACGAGUAAAGAGAUGCAGUGAUUCAGCCUGUACUGACAGCUUUUGGAUUAUUCUACAUGUGUGUUUUUCUAAGAAGAUAUGAGGUUGUUAGUAUGUCUUAUAAACUGCACGUCGCUUUCUCAGAGAGGAUGUAAACACUCCCACGCUGCCAACGUUUUCUUCUCUUUUCACAUUUUCAUUAUAAAACCAGAUUUCCUCUGCCCCACAGAGACUCUCCUUCUGAAUGAGCAGCUCUGUGUAUGAGCUCGUCUGCAUUAAAUCGGCGCAGCACAACAGCUAAACUUUGGCCGCUGACAUUGGUGCCUUAGACUGACUCUGUCAAACUUGUACUUGGAUGUGCACUCCCCUCCACUCUUAAUUUCCCACCUCUGUCAGGGCUUGACACUAACUUUUUCAUAAGGAGCACAUGUGCUUCUACGUUGGAGGAGUAAGGAGCACACAAAAAACUUUAGGGGCACCAUGAAAAUUUAUCAAAUAAUGUUUGUCUUAUUGGUCGACAUAAGUACUAUUAUUUGAAAUCAAUUUGAGGUCUUCAACAAAAUGUUGAAAAUUUGGCUUUAAAUUUAAAAAACAUUUUUAGAGGACAAAUUAGGGCAAUAAAAAGACGUGUCUAUUGUCCAACCUUAGUACUAUUAGUUGAAAUUAAUUAGGCAUGUGCCGAUGUGAAAAAUUUGAUAUCACGCUAUUGGUGACCCAAAAUAUCACGAUUCACGAUAUAACCAUGAUUGGUUAUAGCACAUUGCUUUUAACGUUAUUAAAAAUGGCAAAAAAACAGCGAAAUCACUUCUCUGUGCACAGCAUGACACGCACAAACAAUAUGAGCAAGAGGCAGCUAACGCGACGUUGGGAGCAUUAGCUUUUUGAGCUAAAGUUGGCAGAAACGUCACUAACGUUGUCAAUAAUAAGCAGUAGAGUAGACCAAACUUGUUGCGGUCAUGUUGUUUUUACCUUGAUUUGGGCGAACGAUGCUGGAUGGUUUCCACGGAGGUGGGCACGUAGGUUUGAAGUGUUCGACAACAGCGCUGCAACUUCCUUACGGCAUAACCUUCAGAUUGGUGUCAGGUUUACCUGCUCCGUCUGUUUUGUGAAGCCACAAACCCCCGUCUGUCUGUUCUUUGUGAUCUCUGUCACUGUAGAGUUCAAUAAGAGCUCCGUCUGCUACUAACUCAGUGUUUUGACGCUCUCCAUCCCUACCAGAGAGUACGCACCUCCUUGGGAUCAUUAUCCAGGUCACCCUGAGAGACGUCUCACCUGGCCUCUCCUCCCUGUGGUGUAUAUGUUGUCCACCCGCCUCUUAAUGACUCCCGGGCAUGCUCAGAGUGAUUAGUGCACAAAAUCGUACUACACACUUUGCGCCACUGGUGCUGUCCUUAGAUGCGUCUCCACAGGGAUUCACGCAUGCAAAUGAGUUGCCAGUGAAUUGAUCUGAUGCACCAGGCCUGGGCGUGUUCAGCUGUUUUGUUUUUUUUACAUUGACGAGUCAGUGUGUAAGAAGAGAUCAUGUUUGUUUGUGUGUGUGUGUGUGUGCAAAGAAGGAUUAGGCCUGUGGAAUAGCAAUAGGAGAUGUUAUGAACAGGUAGCACUGCAGCUGUAUUUGCAGCAGUGUCCUUGAUUCUGGAUUGCAGUCAACCAGCCAUAGAUUUCUUCACGUUGUGGCUGAGUGAAGGAAAGAAUCAAGGCGUCGCUCUCUGAUUGUCCGGAUUGGUUGUUGAUGUCUGCAUCAAAGCCACACUAACUCUCCUUCCGCUCAGCUCCGCAAUAAGACAAGCAUGCCUGGUUGGAUUAUUGGUUAUCCCAGUGUCUGCCGCACUGUUCCCUGACCCAGUCCCACCCCCCUCCAGCGCCCUGUGGCCUGUAGAUUGCUUUUAAAGCCCGUCUGUUCCUCUCCGGGCUGCCAGAGCUUCCCAGUCCUUCUCGUCCCUCUUCUACCUCCUCUCCCUACCCCCGCCCCCCUUCCCCUUCCCGUCUCUUCUCCCUCUCCCAGCAGUAGCCUUUCUCCACUUCCUCCAUCCUGUUGGAGCUCUGGAAAUUGAAAACAGAGUCGGGUGUGGGGAGGAGAAAGCGCAGAGGAGUGCAAGGUCUAUCUUUGUCUGCCAUCUGAGUCAUUUUUUCAUUGUUCAGCCACGGCCACUGCUGCCAGUAUUUUGAUGAAACAGCACCCUCUGUGGUUGUUGCCGCUCAGUACAGGAGCAGACAUUUUCCUCUCAUGUCUGCCUUUGAAAUGCCCAUUCUGUGUGUCAUACUGGUAAAAUGGAGUACUCUGCUCUGAGCUGGGAUCCACUCUUAACCAUGAAAUCAAUCAGUCAAGUCAAAACCUCUAUUUUUAUCAAAUUUCCUCAUUACAAAAACACGUCUGAACAUGUUGUUUUUGGGAAGAUUUUUUUUUUCCCAGGGUGCCUGCAGUUACUGAGAGAUUUGUAUAAUGCUGAUUCACUGACCUCUGCAGUCUGACAGGGGAAAUGCUUUAAGGCUGACUCGAUCAUGUGCUUUAAACGAUGAGUUUUGCUGUUGUUAUGAGGAUUUCUGUGUGUCAUCAGGACAGAGCAAACCUUAAUCAGACUCGACUGUAAAUCUGAAUAAAACUCUUAUGUAGAGAAGUAGAUUUACUGAGAUCCAGGCAGCCUCCUGUUUUAUCCAGAAAAUCUGAAAAUAGAAGUUUAUUUUUUAAACAUAUAUGAAUAUAAAACUAAAUGUUUUUAUACAUUUAAGAUUAAAAAAGGCACAUUAAUGAAAUUGAUGUCCUCAAGUAGGGGUGUGGGACACUGACAAAGUAAGAGCCUGAUAUUUUUGCAUGUGUAAUAAACAAAAAUUGUGUUUUUGAUAUAUGAGUCAAUGACGUAUAAGGUUUUUAAACAUGCCAAUUUUAAAAUGACAAAAAUAUGAAUAUAUUAAGGAUGUGUGUAUAAAAAAUUUAAUGUUAAAUUUUAGUGUUUUUUCAUAUAGAUGAGUUGCCCGUGGCCUUAAAAAAUGUCAUGUGGUGUGACCAUAAUUUCUCUCAAAAUUAUUUUUUUCAACAUACUUAAUAGUUUUUUAAAAAUAGUCAUUAAUAUGAAGUAGAUCGAAACAAAGUGUUUGCAUUUCAUUUGAGUUUUUGUAAAUAAUGAUCUCACAUUUUAGCUCUAUAAUGUCAGUCACUGAAUUAAAUGCAGUUAACUACUAAUUUUGUCUUUAAAUUGCAUGAUACUGAUAAAAAUGUUUUAAAACUACCUUUCACUUAAGCAUAUUGUAUCAAAUGUAAUUAUUGUUCGCACCACAUGAUAUUUUGACACGUUGAAGUUCAGAAAAAUGACAAAUAAGACCUGAUUUUUGAAAAGUUGAAGUGACUACAUAUAUGAGAGAGAGAGUCUACAUAUAGAAAGUAUAUUUUUGUGCAUUUAAACCUUUUUUAACUUAAAAAAAUUCAGCCGGACAGAAUAUUUAGGCGUCACGUCAUUGACCCAUAUGUAAAGUAGUCUCGUAUCUGCUUUACUUAAAACUGAGCCAUGUAAGUGAAUAUAAAAUAAAGACUGAUGAGAUAAAAUCAAAUAGUCAUGAGGAAGCAAACAGCCUUCAGGAUCGACUUCGAACCUGCUGCAUGAAGACCCUCAAAAAGUGUGAGGAGAGCAUUUUAAACCCACACCUUAGCUUACGGUUACCUGAGUGUGUUUCUGUGUGGUUUGUCAUGACUCCUCAAGCUUUCAUAUUCUAUGAAGUGGUUUGCUGAAGCAGUGAGACAUGUUUGCCGUCGACCUGACAGCAGCUGCCUUCCAACAUAUUGUCAUCUUUUUAAAGUGAAACCACCUCUGUGUGAGUGAGAAUGAUCCACGGCGAGCAAUUAAAUUCAAAGAUGUCCGUCCUGACUGAGGCUGCUGGUUUUUGUGUUUUGUCUCCCGGUGCUUUUUGUUCACGAAGCUAUGAUAGUGGGUGAACACUGCAUGUGUGUGGACUGUAAAAGUGUGUUUUGAUUCAUGAAUAUGUGACGUACUCUACUGUCAUUUUACACAUCAUUAUAAAAGAUUUAAAUUUAGAUGUCAUCCCUUCUCAUAGAGUAUCUUUGUAAAUGUUUAACUCAGGAUAAACGGAGUGAAGAGCAGAAAACAUGAAUUCAUGAGGCUGAAUUAUUUAGAGCUUUCCAUCUGUUUGUCUUGACUGAUGAAAUUGUUGCUGCUGCCCAAUUAAAAAUCUAUUACUAAUUACAUUUAUGUGCUUUAAUGAUGGAUAGAGUUUUUAUUUCAACAUUUCAUGUGCGGUUGGAAAAUUGUCGUGUAACUCCUCUGGCCAAAUGGUUCAUAACUGUUCAGUUUCUAUUUUGGCCCGUGUCCAAAAAGGAUCUUCAGGUCUCUUCAAAAAUCUACCAGCUGUUGCCAAAGUUCGGAUCCAUGUUCUGAUAAUGCUGCUGAUAUUGUUAUUUUUAUCCAAACCUCAUCUGUUCACCUUUUUAAAACAUUCGUUCCUUUUUUUUUGACCCUCAGAUGGAAGCGUGCAGAGAGCCGCUACACGGUGGAGAGAGCCGCCAUCAUCAGUCACUGGAACUGGCUCCAGGCCCACAUCUCGGACUUGGAGUACCGCAUCCGACAGCAAACCGACAUCUACAGACAGAUCCGCGCCAGCAAGGUCAGUCCAUCUAUCUUUUUGUCUAUUUGAUUGUUUUAAAUACUUGAGUAAAAACAUGAUUCUCUGUUUAUUUAGUUUGUGGUUAAAGUGCGACUCUCGUGUUUUGGUUGUUCAGGGCUCUGUCGAGUUGGGAGGUGUGGCCCCCUGCACGGUGUCUUCUGGUGGGACAGAGGUGAAGGCAGAGCCUGUAAACACUCAGGUAAGCAGGGGCCGGUGUUCCCACACAGCUGUGAUCAGACUCUUUCUGUCCCCUCAAGCUCAAACCAAUCAGUGUGUGUGCUUUAAAACUCUUUACUCAACUCAACUCAACUUCAUUGAUAAAGCACAGCUGAACAAAGUGCUGUACAUAAAUAGGCAAAACAACGCAGUAAUUAAAAUAAUGGAUAAAAGAAAAGCAGAAUUAAAAAGGAAAAUAUAGUUUCAAUGUUUUUAAAAACUUAUUUAAAAGCAUAGAAAGAAAUAACUAAAAACAAACCAUAAAACACCAAAACAGGAGCCGAGUCUCAUGCAGGGUUAAAAGCCAAUGAGUAAAAAUGGGUCUUUAAUCUGACUCCCUCAAAUGCCGUAUCCAGAACAGCUGGUCCAGCAGUUUUUGCUCUCACCACCAUCAUCUUUUUUUUUCUGUAGUUACUCAAGCAAAAGUCCUUCAUAUAUGUGGUUAUAUUUUCUCUUGGUUUAUAGGUUUAGAUAUGGAUUCAAAGUUGAGUGUCCAUUUAAGAGAAAGAGGCGUAUUUUAAAGAACUCAGGGUUAAAGUUCCUGUGAGGAAAAACAUCUCUCACUCUGAGUGUCUGCCAGGAAAAACAUUACAAAAGAGAUGUUUCUGUAGAGCGCUGUCAAGUGUCGUCUGUGACACCUCCCCCUCCAGACAUCACAGGGAUCAAUUAAUGAAUUGUUAUCUUGUUUACUUACUAUCUUGUUUGCUUUGUUAGGUCAAUAAAAGCACCAGUGUCAAUUCCAGGCUCAUUCAUAACCAGCUGGAAAAGUUCUUACAGGAGCUUUAAUGUAAAUUUGUUAUAAAUUACACAAUAGAAACAAACACUAAAUAAAAAUGCCUAAUAAAAAGCUGUUAAAAUGAUAUUUCAGUUUUCUUCAGAUGAAUAUGACACUUACCUGAAGUUUGUAAAUUAGUGAAUGAAGACGACAGUAAAAGCAGCUUUCAUUCAGCGCUUCCUCUCAGCGUUGGACGGUGGGUUCGACAGUCUCCUGCACUCUCAGGUUUAUUCCUACCUGCCCGGUAACCAAUGAGACAGUCCGCGUUGUUUGUUCUCGUCACAGCCUCUGUUGGAAAAGAUGAAUGUUGACAGGAAAUGAUUUCCUUUUUGUCUUGUCUGUCGGGUUUGAACUGAUUUAGAGUGAAAAGAAUUUGAGUAUGAAGCUCCUUCAGGAUUCAUCUCCUGAUAAUUUUCAAUGAUUUAUCACAGGAUGAGACUCUCAGGACGGAUACGCUCGAGGUGUUUGUACAAAUGUUUAUUGAACCAAAACAACUGCUGGUGUGGCCUCUGCUCCGAAGAACUGUUCUGACUGAUGGCCCGCUUUUUUUUUUUUUAUGAAGUGAUCCAGAUUCAAACAUAAUCCUCACUGGAUUCAGGAGCCUGAUAAACUGACAGGAUAUGAUCAGAAACUUUGAAACAGAAAUGAUUGAAUUGAUUCAAAUCUUUGGACACAACAGUCUUCAUCCCAAGACGCACUUCAAAGAUCAAGAGCAGGUCUAGACCACGCGCAUUGUUUGAUAAAUUAUCAAGACCCAACCUAAGAUGAGUUUUGGCGCAUCUCAUCUAACACGAAUAACAGUGGUGAGGAAGAACUUCCUUUUAACAGGCAGAUACCUUGAGCAGGACCAGACUCAUGUUAGACAGCCACCAAGCUGCUGCUGGGUUGGGGAGGAAUACAGAAAGAUAGGGGGAGAGAAAGAGAACAAGAUAGAGGGAAGGAGAGAGAGAAUGAGGAAGGGAGAGAGUGAGACAGGGGACAGCAGCAACAUUAAAACAACAACAGUUCAUGUAAUGAUGAAACAAAAUGAAUUCAGUUUACAGGGUUAGGACAUGAGUAAUUAUGGACUAUGUUAAAUUAAUUUAAUGUGAUUACAGUCAGCAGGUCUAGUAGUAGUCAACUCUAGUUUUAUGUUAUUGAUGUCAAUGAGGCUGAAUUUUUGACUCCUUCAUACCUUGCGGUCUUUAAAAUGAAUCAACAGAGAGAGAGUAAAGAAAAUACAAGAGGGCGAACGAAGAUUGAGGAACUUAUUUUGUGAUCGUUUCAUCGCGGUUAAGUUCUGGAGGACUUAAAGAUUCACCUGCACACGCCACUCAUACCCAUAUUUUCUGGUCUUGUUUAAAGAUACAACCUUUCUGCACCUUAUUAUUCAAAGAGAUCCCAAAUUAAUGUAUUUGGGAGCUGUACCUGAGAAAGUAAUAGAACAAGGAGAUGAUUAUCUAUUUAAGGUCUUGAUUGUUGCAGGCAAAAAGGCUAUGAGAGGGAACUGGAUGAAAACUGGGACAGUGGAUGGACAUUAUGGGCUUAAUUUACACCAUCGAAAGUCUAACUUACCACUUGUGGCUGGACAUGUCUACCUUUUAACAAAAAUGGAGGAAACAGACAGGUUUAAGGAGCUUGAAGGUUAAUAAACAGACUAUGUGGACCUCUUUGUUAACCACUUGUGUAAUGAGGAGUAAGAACUGCCCCCUGUGUCCCUUUGUUCCUUUUUUCUUUUCUUUUUUUUCCUCUAUUUUUAUUUUUGAGAAAAAGGAAAAAGAAAUACUUGUCUCGAACCAUGCUAUACUGAAAAAUAAAGUUUAAAAACACAUCUGUACAUAUGAGGUAAGGUGCUGGAUUUGCGGCUGAAGUUGCGCCUCUUCCUGCCCGAUGUGUGUGUCUGCUCAGCCCUCCAUCACAGCCACUACACCUGCUGUGGCAUUAGAGUGAAUAACUCUGCUUCUGAGUCAGUUUAUAAAAGAUGAUUCUGGUCAUAAAUCUGUUCUGGAGGUUCUGACCAAAGUGCUGCAUUCAGUGGAUUCUCUCAGGACAGUUGCUUCCAUUAAUCAAAGUCAGUUUUCGAUAGCCUUGAUCAGAGGUGAAAUGUUGUUUUCUUUUGAGGACAGAUUUAAUGUUCUUUGUCAAGCGAGACCUCUGAAUGAAAAUGACUCAAAAACAAGGACCCGUCAGCUGUUGAAUCAAUGAGACCUCCAGUUUUGAGAAGGACACUUCCAGAAUGAAACGUUCCAGUCUGUGUGUGAAUGCUUGUGAUGAGUGUGUGGCCUCUUUUGUGACAGUGGAGAGUGGGCUUUUAGAUAUUCGGAGAGUCCAGCUCUCCUCGCAGAUCUCAUCUGAAUAAUUCAAACCUGGAGGAGCAGGAUGAUUCAGUUUGUCUAUUGCGUCGUUUCCUUAAAUAUCUUGUCGUCUGUUGAGUGCUAUCAGCGGUCUGCUCCUGUGUCGGUUACAUGACGCGUGUUCUCACUGCCUUUGUCUUAUCUGUCCGUGCAGGAUGUUGGUUCAGAACGGCUGGAGCACACAGGCGCCGCCCACAUCGCCAACACAGAGCCGGGCUCCUGGAAAGGUCAAAACACACAGCCUGUUAACGGCGUACUCAGCAGGUACGGCUGAUGAUGAUUACCGUGUUUCAUUUCCCAGAAGGCACUCUGCUCUCUGAGAAACACAACACAGGAGAGUUCUGGAUAAUGACACAUUUUAGGGGUUUGUUAUUGUGAGAUGCUGAUGUUUUCCAGAGUUCUAAUGAUUUGUUCUUUAAUCAGCUACACAAUCAACAGAGGAGGCAACCAUUUCUGUAAUUGUUGGUGUUUUUUUGGGGUUUGUUUUUCUGCAGAAAUCCCACAUCUUUCUUUUUUUGUCACACAUGAUACUCAGUUUAAUACACUUUUAUGGCAUUUUGCAGCUUUUGCCUCCAGUGAGAUUUUUUGAAAAAGCAGUUUGAAAGGGUUUUUAUUGUCCUAUCUGUCUCUUACAUUUUAGAGACGCUUAUUUUGAUCAAAAUUUCUCUAAAACAAAAUCAUGUUGUUCAAUGGUUAAAAGCCUGAUAUUACUUUAAAGGGCGAGACACUAACCUUUUUCAUAAGGAGCACAUGUUCUCCUAAGUUAAAAAAGUCAGGAGCACACAAAGAACUUUUAGGGGCACUAUGAAAAUUAAUCGAAUAAUGUUUGUCUUGUUAAUCGACUUAAGUACUAUUAUUUGAAACCAAUUUUAGGUCUUUUGGUCACAUGACAUGGAAGCUAUUGAAGAAAAUGUUCAAAAUUUGCCUUUAAAUUUAACACAAACGCUUAUAGAGGACAAAUUAGGGAAAUAAAGAGGUGUGUUUUAUUGUUUGACAUAAGUACUAUUAUUUAAAAUCAAUUUUAGGUCUUUUGGUUAUGUAACAUGGAAGCUAUUGAAGGAAAACAGCUUUUUCUGAGAACAACAACCAGUAAUUUAUUGAUGGUCCCUUAUUCAACACCUGACGUUGACAGGGAGGGUGAAGAGUAGAUUUAACCGCGCUGCUGUUGCUAUUACCAGUCAUGGAGAGUGAGAAUACACCGGUAGAUCCGCUGUGAAUGUCUGUUGAAUAUCCAACCUAAAACUAACUUUGCUGCAGUAUUUAUAUGUAAAAAACAUUUGUUACCUCGGCUAAUGUUUUUUUUUUCCGCACGUGCCCCUAAAUACAUUUUACAAUUUGCACACAUCUAUUUUAGCCCUGCUGGAAAACUUAUUUGGUUAGUUUAUUUUAUUGCUUAUCAAUAUAAAUCCAAUAAAACACAGUUAUUAACCUUCAUCAGUCUCUCCCAGUGAGACUAAAUAAGUCGAGUUUCAGGUGUUACUGAUGUAUCUCACCGCGCGUUGGUGUUUAAUUUGAAGGUGUAAAACCUCUGACCUUCUCUCCUCUGGUUGUCCUUGUGACAGGAUGGCGGACAGCGCAGACACCAAGCACCAGCAGCCGUUGGCCUACGACAGCACGUGCGUGGCUGCGCGCACACGCCCGCUCGUCAGCUGUCGACGACGGCGGCUCAUUCAGCCCAACACUGUGCCCAACCUCAACGGCAAGGUGAGUUUCAGGGUUUGUGUUUGUGUCCGCCGACCGCCAUCAUCUGAUCAGUUUAAAACCUCCAUCACUCCUUCAAAGCCUCUGAGAGGUUUUAUCAGCGCACGGAAAGUUCUGAUGAUAACAUCUGUGGUGCGUUGCUGUGGAGAUGUUGAGCUUAGUCGCAGAGCCACAGAUGAAGUGGAUUUCUCUCCUUAGAAAACAUGUUUUGUGUUUAAUGCUUCGCUGCUGCUGCUGCUGAUUAGUCCUUUGCAACCUAAUAGCUGAGAAAACUAGAGAUAUGUGACUUUUUAUGAAAAACUGGGGCAAACAACAAAGAGGAGAAAUCACCCUCGUGACAACUCACAAGUUUUAGAGGAGAAAAAAAACAAAACAUCAGCUUGUUGUUGAUGCUCUCUGUCUCACGCACAAACACGUCACUCUACAACUCCGGCCUCUGUGGGACAGUCAGGGUAGAGAGUUUGACAUAAAGAGAAACAGAUAACUAUUGUGCAACAUGCAUCCUAAAUCAGAUGCAUUCAGAGUUUGAGGUCAGGAUUCCUUGCAGCAGAGUUUAGGCUUCACCCUUUAGGCUGUUGAUAGUCAGAGGAGAGCACCGGUUUAGAUGUAAGUGUUUGCUUUGUGCUGCAGCAGAGUUAACACAUGAAGUCGACUAAGUUUAGCGCCGCCAGAGGGCGGGGGUGACACCAAAUCACCCUUUUCUCCUAUUCACAAUUUCUACAGUUUACAUAAUCCUUCCAGAGCGGACAGAUUUUUCUGAAUGUGUGAUACAAAACCAAGGACAUGAAAGGUUGUUCAUUUAUUCACAAAGUCCACUGGAGCUUUGAUCGACUCUGAGGGUGUGCGGUCGAUCGAUCAUGGUCACACUCGGAUAUAAAGAAGUUUCUAAAUCAGUUCUUUUGUCAUUUCUGUGGAAAGUUUCGUACUUGGAUGAAUUUUUACUUACUGCGUAGAAAAGUUCCCUAAAAUGAUACAAGCUGUUCAUCAACAGCCUGAGAGCCAGCUGGUCGGAUGAUGUCUACACUUAAAUACUCAAGUUUUACUGAGUGAAGUCGUCUCAUUUUGAGUCCAAGCAUGUCAUUACACUUGAUUUAAUCUGCACUGAUCUGACAGGUCAAAAUAUAAAUCCUGUGUUUAGAUGUUUCACGCCUAAAUUUUCCUGAGGAGUUGUGAGGAGUUAUACAGCUUGUGUCAAGAAAGGUAUCAACAAAGCUUUGCUCUCUUCAUCUGAAACUGCUUUUACUCACUAGACUGAACUGAGACCUGGUUAAUAACAGGCCUUUCUCUGCAGCCAGCUGUGACUGAGUGUGCAGGGACCUUCUGCAAAGAGCAACACAGACAAAAGACAACUUCACUAUCUCCACCCAAGAGUCAAAAUCACUUCACACAUUUAUGCUGUUUGUGAUAUUACAGCAGCUAGUUUUUUAAAAAUGAAAUCUAACCCCUCCACUGACGUCCACUGCAGUGGGUUUAAAUAAGCACUCAGUGUUCAAAGUGGAUUUUGAAUCAAGUCAUUUUUGCUGCUUUCACUUGAGUUUAUAAUCAAACUGUUAGUUUCUUCAUCGAUGACAACCAACUAGAUCUUGACUCCAGCUGAGUUUAUUUCUUUUUACACCUUCAACUCCACGCCUGAAAUACUGAUCAUAUAGUAUACUGAGGUCUGAAGGCUGCUGGUGCUAACUCUGCUACUGUUACCCCAGAUUUCCACUGCAUCCGAAACGGCAGCAAUUUUGGAUUUCAGACAGCGGGAAUCAUGAGAACUCACAGGAAACAAUGGAUUCAUGUGCAAUCGCGCGAUAACGAGUUGUCUCUGUAAAAACAGCCACAUAACCAUGUAGACUGUGUCCUUCCAGAGGAGGAAAUCCACCUCUACACUUCUAAAAUCAGCAUCUCCUCAUCCAUGAUGUCAACGGGGUUAAAUGCGGUCUAGAAACCUUUCACUUGUUCGUCUCCGCCCGUUUGCAUGGUGUGAAAUAUGAUCCGCCUGAAAGCCGGAUGUUUUAUUUUGUGUCUGUGCCCGACUUCCUUUCCGGCACGGGUUAAUCUGUGCUGAAUUUAUCCGGCAAGCUCCGGCGUUCGGAAAGAAUAGAACUCUUGCGAUCUGGUGGAAAUUGACACAUUAACUUUAAUGGUUACAACCAGCUACGAUCGGCAGAUACGACCUUUCCGUAGUUGUGGUCUCGUGUUUAUCUGUGUUUGAUACAUGAUUUCUGAGUGUUUACAGUGAGACGCCUUGAAGGCCUCACAGUGAAUCGGAUUGUUCUCUCCUAUUUGCAGCGAGCCUGUAAACACUGGUCAAGAAAAUCACCCUCUGUGUGCUUAAACUGUCACAGUCAGUGUUUGAAUGUGACUCUGUUUGCAUCACCUGCUGAAUUAUUGAAGUCAGAAAACCAAACUGUGUUUUUGUUCUUUUUAAACGGCUCAAUGUAACGACUCCAUCCGAGGUUUCAACCUCUGAGCCGGACAUUUGACUGAAUGAGGUGUUACAUUUUCAACAUGGGGAUGAUUUUCAUUCAGUCGAACAUCCGUGUGUGUGUUUGUUUGUGUGUGUGUGUGUGUGUGUGUGUGUGUGUGUGUGUGUUCUGUAAAGUCACCUUCAAAAUGAGCCACAUUUUGAUCAUGUCCUGCUGAGAAGUCUGACAGGAUCCUCGUUUUCAGCAUCAAGUGUCUGUUCUGGUAAAAUGUCAGGCGCUAACACACAUGUAUCUCUCCUCUGUGGCAGUUCUGAGGUGUAUUUUUUGCCCACACUGAUUUUCUGUUCAGCCACCAGUGAAAAAUACACACACUGUGUCACCAUGACACCAAAGCCUUCAAACAGGGCGGUAUUAGAGAGGUGACUCACUGAACUCCAGCGGCUCACCUAAUAUCAGGAGACAUUUUUCUUGGGAGUAAUCCAGCUUCUGCUUAUUAGACGUGUUAAAAUAACAAUCGAGUUCUAACUGAUCACAGUCUCACAUGGUUUUCCUCCAUGUUCUCCAGGCUCCGAGGAGCAGCUGUAUCCAGUGUAACUGCAGGGUUAACCCCAGCUGUGUGAUGUGCGGUGGCUGGCCCACCCCCAGAGAGGACCCCCAGUACGAGCUGCCCACCCUGGAACGCCUGUCAAGGCUGGAUCGUGGCGUCCACCCCAUCCUCUCCUUCCCUGAUGGUCAGUGCUGAGCCGCCGGCUCCGUUUACGCAGCCGUUUCCUUCUUUACUUCCAGAGGGGAAGACAAACAAGGAGUGGCUGAGGAGAUAUCUCUCUCCAGGAAGUUGAUUGAAAACAUUUUCAGAUUAUCCUUUUGAUGAUGUCAUUUCCUCCUCAAUCCUCAGUUUCUGCUUUUCCUCCUUUUUUAAUGAUUCAAGUCUGUUUUUAAAAUCUUGUUUUAUAUCCAAGUUUAGAAACACAAAGUGUUCCUCCAUUAAAAACAUGAACCACAUAUUUCUUCUACAUAAUUCAGACGAGUAGUAUUUACAACUACAAGACAGCAGUGCGUUUGGCUCUGGUUCAUAUAGUAGAACGCCCGUGGCUCAUCAUACAUUUUGUAUUGUAUUGUGAAUGGCUAAUGUGGAGUUACAGAUGGUGAAGUCCAAGUCUCCAGUUUUUUUCAGCGCUCUCUUGUUUGUAAACCGCUUCAGUCUCCUGGACGAGAGUUUCAGACCUCUUUGUUUUCCUCCCGCAGACGUUUACGUCGGCCUCCGUCUGCAGCAGGUGAUGAAGAGCCAGUGGCAGAACAAGUCACUGGAGAGGAGCAAACCACUGAAGAAGCUCUCCCUCAAACACAAGCUGUCCUCGUCCAAAGAGAAGCACAAGUUCACCAACUCCCUCAUGGCAGUCAGUAAGUGCCCAUGCUUUGGCGAAGCUGUCUGCCAGUCCUCUAACGAAUCAGCGCUUUAACAGAGAGAGCGUCCAGGAGUGUCCUGAUAUUAACCACUGGAUCGAGGCCAGUCUGCACAUUUUUGAUUCAGCUGGGAUUGACAGUUUGAGCCGAUCGUCUCACCCGAUCAUCUACGCUCUCUGGGUUUGCCUCGCUGUAUUUACUUAAUGAGAAAGUACAAAACAGGGCGUGGGUGUGAAACUUGAAGUGCAUGAACAGAUUAAAGCAAACGCUCCUUUAAAACAGCCUACAGUAACUUUCCUACAUGACACACGGUUCAAGUGCACACUUAUGUCAUCUGAGCAGGAAAAACAGAUAAUAUACGAAUUUGACAAGAAUUACUCACUUAUUUGUGUGAUUUAAACAAACAGUGUACAGCUCUAUUAUGGAGGCAGAGCGUCAGAUCUGGACUCAGUCGGACAGAUACUCAUUAAAAAGCCAAAAACAGACGAUUAGGACAUCCUGAGUGAGUUCAUACUGAAGCAGCACCUCAUUCUGCAAAAAAACAGAGUCAUACAUUUAAAUGAGUGAUCUUGAAGCCACAUUAAACAUGACUGUGAUUAUUUCAAUAAAUAGAAGAGCGGUGACUCUCAGUGCUGACUUCAGUCAAAGCUUUGAGCUGAUUUUAUGUAUUUUCAAGCUCUUAAGUCAAGUUUAAGUUGAAGUAAAUUGUCUUUCUAUAGAAUUAGGGGGAGAAAAUCACCUGAACAGGGACGUUAAUGUGAAUGUCACCCUGUUAAUUAAGUGUUUCUAAAUACCUUAUUUUUCACACUAUAAGACGCACUCAAAAAUCCUCAGUGUGCCUUAUGUAUGAAUUCUGGUUGUGCUUACUGACCUCGAACCGAGCGCUCAAAAAUCUGUCAAAUGUUUUACUACGACUUCAUUAAGCUACAAAGCUGCACAUCCUGAUGGCUUGUUGGAGCACUUUGUUUGGCUUAAUGCGCUUUAUAAUCUGGUGCGCCUUAUAGUGCGAAAAAUACGGUAGCUGUAUAGCCUUUUCCGUCUUUGUUUUACUCACUCCAGUUGUUUGUAUUUUCACUGUUUGUCCCAGUAAAUAUUUCUGUCACCACACCGCUGAGCAGUCCCAGCUUCCUUAUUCUCCUGUGGUGUGUUCUUACAGCUCGACUGAACUCCAGCAGCUACUAUCAUAUCAGUUUAGAGGCUCAAGACACCAAAAAAAGAAAAGAUGAUAUUAAAAUGUUUAACUUUAAAAUCUCCAAAUAUUCAUGAUGUGACUUGCUGGUGGUGUUGCAGGACUGGGCCACUUUAAGAACCGAGCUGAGAAGCAGAGGACAAUGGACAGCGGCGUCGGCAGCAGCAGUUCUGUUCUGAACGCCACCCGGCUGGAGGGCCAGGCUGUGUGCAAGGCCGAGCGGCUGCAGGGCCUCUCCACCCCGCUGGGGCCCUACGACAAGAACUACAGCUGCAAGAGACUAAGAGAGCACUCGCUGGACCGAACCGACAGUGAGUGUUUCUGGAUGUUUCUCAGGUGUUCAUUUGAGGUGACUCUGAAUCUAAACGCUCUUCUCUCCCGUCCUCCAGCCUCACCCAAACUCUUCCUGGAGUCGAGCAGCUCCUGCCCCUCUCUGCCCAACAUGCACUCGUCCCUCCACAGCCCCCUCACACGCCAGCUGUCCACGUCCUCAGAGAACUCCACACCGCUGGGCACCGGCAGCCAGAGCGUCCCCAACACACCUGUAAGGAGACACGCUGAACCAGAACUUCCUGUUUGUCUGCUUUAGACCUGAUGAUAAACAAAAACCAGAAAGAUCGAACCUCUGCUGUCAGAUUUUAAAGUCCAGACUGUUAAAAAAAAAAAGAUCGAAUGGCAAAUUUAAAGCAGCACCACAACCAAAACUCUUUGCAGAAGUGAGAAUGAGCUAAAAGCGAAACUUGCCUCCUGAAACAGCGUCAUGUGACGUAAACCUUAACUUUUAAGUCGUGUUACUGACAGAUAACACACAUCAGACUCCUCAGACAUGAUUAUCAUGAAGUGAGAGGGCGGCCAGGUGGAAAACAGAAAGUAAACUCAAACUGAAACUUCUUCGCUCUGCGGUCUCGCUUGUUUAUCUGCAGCUGCUGAAGCAGAGCGGCAGGAAACAAAAACACUUGUGGUAGACGAACAGAGCAGCACACGUCUGUCGAAAUACACUCAAUAACACAAAAAUGUUGUAUUUUAUACGUUUAAAACCAAGAGGCACAACCUUUAAAGUCGCAGCCUGUGACUUUAAAACUGAGUUAGUAAAUGUCACUGAGCAUGUGCAGGAAAAUCGAAGAUGAGAAACACGAAUCACUCCUCUUAUCAUUUUUUUAAUUGAUCUUUUGGUCAGACACAUACAGAGAAAAACAUAUACACCUAUAAGUUAAAAAAACACUUGAAUAUAUUGUCUUUUUUCUCCUUUUUCAUAGUCUGUCAUCUUUUUUUCUUAUAAUUUAACUUUACAAACAAGAACACACAUUCUUAACACAAAUAUGAGUCUGCAAAAACACACAAACAAGUCAGACUUACACCAAAAAAUAAAUAAAAAUAAAAAUAAAUAAUAAAAUUUCAUUUUAUUUGUGCAGCGCUUUUAAAAACACUCAAAGACGCUUUACAUAGUACAUAAAACCCAAGGUAAUAAAGCAAAGACACAAAAACAGUAGAAAUAAAAUGAAUAAAACAGUUAGAUAUUAAAAGCAAUUUUAAAUAAAUGAGUUUUUGAAAGGGAUUUAAUACACCCUAGGAAGUCUACCUGUAUACAGUGGAAUACAGUAUCCUGCAUUAAAAACAUAUAAAAAAGAAAUAUGCAGAGGUAGCCAGUGUUAAUUUUUCACAUCCUGCAGUUCGAGGUAGGAAAUAGCUCCAUAUUUCAGCAAACAGAUCCUCCCUACCAGCCGCUCUAUAAGACAUCCGCUCAUAACCUGCCAUUGAGCUCAGUACCUCCAUCCACUCCCUAAAAGUGGACGAGGUGGAAGAUUUCCAGUGGCGUAAAGUUAUCCCCGUUAACGUAGCUAAAUGACACCAUGAUUUUCUGGGUUUUGACAUAUGGAUACUCCCCUAUCAUCGUGUAUGAACCUUGAACACUGACGCCUCUCCUCGUUAAAUUUCCCCCCAGCAGCAGCCCAUCAAGAGGCGGCGAGGAGAAAGCUCUUUCGACAUCAACAACAUCGUGAUCCCCAUGUCUGUGGCCGCCACCACCAGAGUGGAGAAGCUGCAGUACAAAGAGAUCCUCACCCCCAGGUAAACACACCUGACCGACCGCCAUCAUGUUUGGUCUGAAACCGGAGCUCCGACCGUCUGCAGGCUUCACUUCUCCCUGUUUUGUGUUUCAGUGAAUAUUUCAUGCAUUUAUUUUGGUUUCUGCUCCUGCAGUUGGCGAUCAGUGGACAUUUUCUGUCAGCCCAUCACUGAAGAGGAGAACGAAAGAGAGGUGAGUUAACCUUCACUUUCAGUAUUUUCCCAGAGUUUUACAGCAGAGUUCGUGUUCAUGAUGAGCUUUAAAAAAAAGUAGAUAAAAAAAAAAAAAACACUCAUUUGAAUAAUUGAGUUUAUUCAGGCAAAGGGAGAUGAGGGAAAAGUGACACCUGGUGGUCAAACACUGAAAGUUCAUGGUCCUUUUUUUUGAAUGCAGAUGAUUUUGGUUAGCUUCUCUGCUCAAAGAAAAGCUGCACCAGAUAACGAAAGUUUAUUUUAAUUCUUUGCAUCAUUUUGCCUUUAAAAUGUCAGAGAGCAGUGAUAACAUCUCUCUGAACCUGAGCUUUAAGACGUUUUCAGUUCACCAGGUACAGGUGGAUUUAAAGGAGGGAUAAAACGCUCGUCAUGGACAGUAACGUUUAAAACGUCUAUUCCCUCUAAAGGUGGAGGAUCUGACAGACGCCGCCUUCACUCAGCUCCAUCAGCCGUACGAGGACCAGGAGCGUUCCCGUUGGACUUGGAUGGCUCUGGCUCCGGCCAAGAGGAGGGGCAGCAGGUCAGUCCCCGCCCCUGUCCCCACACAAACGCCGUAACUGAAAAAGGCGUUCACAGUCGAGCAAAGAUCCUGACGUCUGUGUCUUUCCUCAGGUCGUACAAAUCUGUAGACGGGCGGACCACGCCGCUGCUGUGCGGGACAAACCCUCCCACCCCCCAGCCUGCGUCCCCUGACCCGGGUCACUGCCCCAUGCUGCACGACUACAGCCACGUGCCCUCGCCCAUGAGCCCCGCCAGCCCUGACACCACCUCCAACCCUCACACGCCCUGCUCCAGAGACUCCCACCGGCUGCUGUCCAGUGAGGACACACGCUGCUCCACGCCAGACUUCACCUUUGAGGAACGGGUACGAGUCUGGUUUUUGAUUGGUUCUGCAGCCUCCUGUUAUGCUGAGUUUUGUUCAUGUUGUGACAUGAUAAGCCCCAGAAUGUAGCAGAAGAUGUGCUGCUGUAGUUUUUGUUUCUCUGGAAGUCCCUGCUGUCCUCUCCUGUGUUUGACUUUAACUCGCUCAGGACUGAUCAAAGUCGUUUCCUGAUUAAAAUCGAUAGUUUUCUAAUAUAUUUGUGUCGGUCUGUGAGGUCCAAAACCAAGAUGAUCCUUUUUUUGUUCCUCUACAAAAACAAACCAGAAGAAAAACCUGACAAGAAUCCUUUGUCUCUUCCAACGAUAUUAAAUUAAAAACAACUGAGACGUGACCGGACACGAAGAAUCAGAUUCUUUGUCUGGAGAACUCUGAGUAUACUGAUGAAUGACUUGGAAGAGCGCUGAAGUGAAAAACCGCUAAAUUUGAUUGGACUGACAUGUUUCAAAAUAACAACAGAACCAGAUUUGGACCCGAACACAGAGAGGAGUUGCCAGCAGUUUUCUUUCAGAGCCAGAAGGGGAAGAAGUGACGGUCACAGGAUCCAAAGAAUUAGACGAACAGAAAAAAGUCUCAGAGAAGACAGGAUACGCGUUCGAAAAAAAAUAGUGACGUCUGAAAUAAUUGCACGACAAAAACGGUCCCGGUGUGCAAAGAGCUUAAGAGAGAAACUGUCGGUUGUAUCUCUGUUUUUCUGAGCUGUGUCGUCUUGUCUCCGCAGACGGUAGCGCCGUGGGAGCGCCGCGGCUUCCCCCUGCCAGAGGACCCGGCCCCGGAGCCCGAGCCGGAGAGCGACCACCACAUCAGGCCCAGAAUGCGCAGCAUCUCAGGUUGCCGAGCGACGGCCUACGGGCGGCUGGACUCGGACGACACGGAGCUGCCUUGUGACGACGACAGCGGCGGCAUCGUCCCCAGACACAAGGCCUCCUCCUCCUCCUCCACCCACCGAUGAAUGACUGACAGGCCGAGGCCCCGCCCCUCGCCCCGCCCCUCACAGCUCCUCUCUGGCAUUAACAAGCAGAACCUCAAAGCAGAAUAAGAUAUUAAAUGGGUUCCUGUUGUUUGAUAUUCAAACAUCAGUCUAAUACUUUUCACAGUUUUUAGUGAAUAUUAUGGAGAUAGAAGCCUUUCCCUACACUUGUUUUUGUCACAGGAAAAAAAAGGAUAAAUGUAAAAAAAAAAGUAUAAAACAACACGUUACAAAAAAUGUUUUCUGUAGUAGGCUAAACAAUGUACAUGGGGGCUUAGUGGUGUUUCAUAUGUCGCGUGUACACUUGUAGCGCACUAUGUAGCGGACUCCUCAAAAUAUGGCCAAAGGGUGUUUUCUAUUGACUAGUUUGCUUGUAAUUCCCAUGUACAUUUUUAGUGGAGUGACAAAUAACAAAACAAGAAAAAAUACCCCCUCCUCCUCCUUCUCCUCCUUCUCCUCCUUCUCCUCAUCCAAAUAAACAGGUACAUUUGAGAUGUGGUUCCUUCUUCUCCCUCUAGAGGUCGCCUGAAAUCACCAGAGCACUUCUCCAAACUGCCAAGUCUGGUUUUGUUGGUUUGCUUUCUCUGUUUGUUUUUUCAUUCCUGACAUGUUUUAUUUGUGUCUGUUCUGUUUGUUUCAGCGUAACACAUUCUUUGUGUGUUUGUUCUUUGUUUUUCUUUUGAAAUAGUAAAAAAUCAUUCCUUUACAGUCUCUGUCCUGAGAGUGUCAGCCCCCUCCUCAGCUCUCCCCUUCCCCUCAGUUUUGUUUCAAAGAGGGUGACAGACACACACACAGGACAGGGGUCUUUUUGAGCACUUGCCCUACAAAGAAAGCGCUGCUGCUGCAUGCUGGGAAACAUGCUCGUGUUAGUCUUAUCACAACAGCACACAGUAAGAUCUCCACGUAUUAAACAAAAGAGGAAAAAGAAGAAACAGUAGGUAACAGGGAUGAUUGUACCAUCUGCUAACUUUACUCACUUCCCCUCCUUGUAUACAGUUCUCGCUGUAUUUAAAGAAGAUAAAAGUGGAAAAAAUAAACAUAAUAACCCUCCACUCGCCCGUAGUCCUCUUUCUUCUGGUUCAGCUUGACAGAUUUUUCUCUUGCAAACGUUCAAAUGUAGCAGCUCUCAGCUAAAAUCCACCCUGAGCUCAGGUUUUCAACGUAAGGGAAUAUUUUCUGCUGUUAAAUAGUUUCACUCUCAGACUGAUCACACCUAGACUGCUCAGUUUUAAAGAAGGAUUUCGUUUCUGCCCCCUCCCCUCAUACAUACACUCAAACGUCAUAACCACACUCUCUCCCCCCUUGCCCCGACCCACCCCCUUCUUAAGUAACUAAUUGCUAUGCAAAAAAAUCUAUGGUUGUUUUCAUUUUACACCUCCUUUUUAUGCCACAGCCAUUCAAUCACUGUUUUUUCUUUUGUAGUUAAGAUGUCGAUGUACCUGUUCGAUUGUUGCAGCAGUUAACCUAAUCAAAAAGCAGAAUUGUUUUUUCUUUUUUGUAAAUAGUACCAUUAAAACAUUUAUGUUUAACUUGGCGCAAGUGUUCUGGCCUCGAGUUUUUCAGUGUCCAAACUGUCUGAAGUCACUUUCUCACAGCUUAAUGAUUCUCUUAGCAGCAGGAACUCGUCGUUUUCCCCUCUAUUCAUCAUUUUGUGUUUGUGCGUUUGUAGAAAAUAAUACAAGACAGGUGCAAGAAUGUGAAUCUGAAGAAGGCAGCAGCUGUG